GGUUGCGUGCGUUUUGUACACAAACAGCGGGCGCUGCUCCUCGGACCGAUUCUCCGCCCGGCGUCCCGCCUCUGAGCUCCUGAGGCCGGCCUCAUCCCUCCCGGAGGCUCCCCAUUAUCACCGCAACCUCCCCUCCCCCACCACUGGGCCUAGGCCUAGGCCUAGGCCUUCCCCUUCCCCCCGCUACUCCCUCACAGCCUGGGGACUCUCCUACACCCUCAGGCCUUUCAGCAGCUGCGGGGAAGUCGGGUUUUACUUCACCUCUCUCUCUUUCCCCCCCAAGCCCCCUGUGUCCUGCUUUCACCCGGGGUGCGGGGGAGGUAAAGCUACAGCAUGUCCGGAAGCCCCGAGAAGAGCCUGACUGCUCAGGAGCUGAAGGAGCAAGGAAACCGCCUGUUCCUCAGCAGAAAGUAUCAGGAAGCCGCGGCCUCCUACAGCAAGGCCAUUGUCAGGAAGGAACUGAAGCGGAGAGAGUGCCCCUGUUGCUGGUGGAGAUCGAACCGUAACCCAUCUGUGGCUGUGUACUACACAAAUCGUGCCCUGUGUUACGUGAAGAUGCAGCAGUUUGAUAAGGCAGUGGCAGAUUGUAAACAUGCUCUGGAGUUGGACAGCCAGUCUGUUAAAGCCCACUUCUUCCUGGGACAAUGCCAACUGGAAAUGGAGAACUAUGAUGAAGCUAUUGGCAACCUGCAGAGAGCUUAUAAUUUAGCAAAAGAACAAAGGCUGAAUUUUGGGGAUGAUAUACCAAGUGCCCUAAGGAUGGCAAAGAAGAAGCGUUGGAACAGCAUUGAAGAUAAAAGAAUUCAGCAGGAAAAUGACCUCCAUGACUACCUCACCAAACUGAUCCUCUCAGAAAAGGAAAGGGAAGUGGAACAAUGUAAACGGAAACACUAUGAAGAGAACCUGGAUGAUUCCCGAACCCGAAUGGAAAUUGCAAAGAUAGAAGCCAGACAUGACAAGUACAUGAAUGAAAUGGAUGAUUUAUUCUCCCAGGUGGAUGAAAAGAGAAAGAAACGGGAUAUUCCUGACUACCUAUGUGGAAAAAUCAGUUUCGAGUUGAUGAGGGAGCCAUGCAUCACGCCAAGUGGGAUCACAUAUGACAGGAAAGACAUAGAGGAACACCUUCAGCGGGUGGGGCACUUUGAUCCUGUAACGCGAAGCCCUUUGACCCAAGAGCAGUUGAUUCCAAAUCUGGCUAUGAAGGAGGUAAUUGAUGCAUUUAUAUCAGAAAAUGGCUGGGUGGAAGAAUACUGAACUGGAUUUAACAGCAUCAGGACUUGCACAUUUGCACUGCAACGGCAACUCGAUGACUUGUACUAACCAGAUGAGUGAGAGUGAGCAAGCCACGGAGUCUGAGCGAGAGAGAGAAAGGGGAUGUGCAGGGGACACCUGUGGCUGUAUGCCUGACAGGUCACUUACCAUUUUGCUUGUGUUUAAAUUUCUUUACAUGCAUGUAUGUAAAUCUCAUUUGGCACAGAAAAUCUGAACCUUGAACAAUUAUUAAAGUGUUUCUGGCUCUUUAAUAAUGCUUGGUGCAGUUGGGAUAGUCUCUUUCACUUGAUUUUGGUUUUGUUAUCUUUUUUAAUCAUGAGAUUAAUUAAGUGAAUUCUGUUCUGUAGUACUUUGAGAUGAGCUUCGAUUGUGAAAUGUUGUAUCUGAUUUCUGUAAGUCCCUGACAUUAAGUGCACUUGAACAGCUUGUAUGCCUGAACAUUUGGCAGAUUUAAGUUUGUUAUAUGCACCAUUCAAACUUCAUUCCUUGCCCCUUGCCCCUUCCCCACGUUAGAUCUGUUUGCUGCCAUAGUGCUUUGCCUUUCAGCUGGAAUCCGUGGCACAGUUUUCUGUGGGUGCUGUCUGUAUGGUCAUCACCUAGUGUAUCUCAAGAAGACAGUGUAGGAUUGUACAGUGAAAUUUAUGACUGCUUUCGGUGCUUGUCCUGGGUUUGCUUCUGAUAGGUGGUAUCCACGUACAGCGAGCAAGCAAAUUCUUUCCUGGAGUUACUCUUGGUUACUGCAGCCAAAUCCAGAUACAGGCACUAGUUGAGUGGUUUGUUCUUUACUGAAAUUGCUAUGGAUCAGUAACUAAUCAGUGUGUGCCUGCAAGAUAUGUCAGUGAUAGCUAACGAGUCCCAAGGACAGGAUCCAGUGAUAUCAAUUGAAGGUAGUGCCUGUGAUUAUGUUUUGAGAAGUUUUAUUACAAAUAUGCCAUGGAGCAUUUUAGAUCAGUCGUUAAAGCAACAUGCUCAUCUGUACCCACAGUAAAGUGGUGACUAGAAGCAGUUCAGGGUAGCUGGUCCAUUAAGAAGGGUAGUUCAAUCACUCACAACAAAUGUGGAUAAAACAUUUAUGCUCAGUCGCUGAAUACUAAAGCAGAAACACUUGAAUUUGAGGAAAUAGAAUCUAUUCAACAGACCUUUGGACUUCUCCUUCCUCCCUCUCUCUCAUCACUGCACCCCCCACACAAGCAUACAAACAUAUUUUUAGAUAGGAAGAUAACUGUUAGUGAAUACUGAAAAUUUUAAUUGUUUUCCCGUGUAUUUUUGUCCUAUCUUAAAAGGGUUACUUAAAAACAUUAGCCCAGGAGAUCCCAGUCUAUAAUGUCUUUCUAGCAGUAUUUCACGUGGCAAUCUGAGGUUUCUGAUCAAUUUUAUUCUUAAUACUUUUCAGAAAUUCAGAAUCUAUCUGGCACAUCUGAAUGCAAUAUUAAAAUAUACACAUUUCUAGGUUGUUACGUCCCUCUUAAAGAGAGUAUUCAUUACCUUAAUAAAAUUAUAAAUGAUUGGAAUUUUGGUUAUUGUGUAAAUUAUUCACACUCUAACUGCCAAUAUCUCCUCCCAUUCCUUCUACACAUUUCCUUACCUGUGAUCUUUUAAAUGGAGAUGAUGGUGAGAUGUCACAGCACAAUAUGGGUUUCUGUACUGAUGAUAUCUAACUGCACUGAAGGAGUAUUGGGAUGGAGAAUGUUGUUUGACAUUGCAUCACCCUGGGUGUGUAAUAGCUUUGGUUUUCUGCUGCUGCCACUGGGAUUUUGGACACUGAUUAGUUCAUAACCAUUGUCUGUCUGAUAUCCCAAUCAGGAACUCAAGGCCAAGAAAUAAGUUUUGCUUUGUGUACCUGCUAAAGGUGAAAUGGGCUAUUCUAUCUUCAUACAGUUGCUCCGUCAGCUUCAUGGUUUUUUUUUGGUUUUACUAGAUCAUUAAAUAUAACAAGUAUACACUUUGUUUUCACUCAUGUAAUGUGGGCAAAAAUGUCUAGAGACUUGCAACUGCAGUGAUUCGGUUAAGUUUUAUUUUGAAGAUUAAAUAUUUAUGUAUGAUUUCGAGGCACCUGAAGUCAGGUGUUUUGCGUAUGUUUUAUUAAAUAGACAAAGAAUUAAACAGUUGUUAAAAUAUCAUAUCUUACAAUGCAGUAUCUGGUUUGUAUUGGUGUGUAGAUGAUUUGGAUCUGAAGCAUGACUGAAAUUACUGUUUCAUAUCUUAAACUAUAGAGAGAAUACUCCACUGCACCAAAGUCAGUUCAAAAUUGUCACUUCUGUGCAUUCCCCCUGCAGCCAGAGAAUGUGACUGGCCUGAUUGUUCUUUUCUUCAUGCACCAUUGCUCUGUACCACGGAAGAGAUAGUUUUGCUAAGCAAAACAGGCUUUCAUUAAAAAAAAAUCAAUUAGUCUUGUCCAUCUCCCUUCACCUUUGUUCAUCAACAUACAAUCCUAAAAGGAGAAUGGCCUAAAUUGAGUUUUCUGCAUGCUGCCUUGAUGAUCGUGUGGAGUUCAUAACCCUAAGAUAAUUUGGCCAUGGCUAGGAAACAUUGCUGUUUUAGGAAUAUAGAUUGUGCGUCCCAGCCAAAGUAUGGAACAAACUGAAUGUAUUGUUUCGCUGUUGCAGCUACUCAUGUGUUUCAUGAAUUGCACCCUAGGCGUGUAAACCUUCUGACUGAGACAUAUUUUAAGACACUUUUUGUGUGGAUUUAAGGCCUCUAUCUAAUUAGCUGUCAGAGAGAGAAAAUCAUCCUCUCAAUCUGGAUUGGAUUUAAUACUAUGUCUAAGACUUGAAUAGUCAAUGUUUGUUUAGCAGUGUGUUGACUAGUGAUAAUAGUUAAAGGAGUUUUAUAUUCUACAAUAAUUCCAGAAAUUGAUUGCUAAUGUUACUUGAUAGUGUCUGACUAGGAGUAAAACUAUGUGACCUAAUAAAGUAACACAAGUUGUUUCUUACAUGUCAUGGGAGCAAUUGAUUAUUUUUCCUUUGUUCUUGUGUGUGAAUGUAUUUGGACGUACUUCCUUUGGGAAAAAUAUACUUGUUCAUGGAUUUGCUUUAAUCACUUUUGUCCCUCCCAUUGUCCCAGAUGAUAAAACUAACCCAUUUUCAAAGGUAUGCAGAAGUGAUCUGUAGGGUUGAUUUUCUGCAAUUCUCUUCCUGUUUCACGCAGACAAUAUCAGUCAUAAAUUCUGGCAUGAUCUAUGUGCUGUAUUGGAUUUUUGAGUAUCUAUAAUUGUGCAAUUGGGACCUAGUUUUGGGUGGUGGGUGAGGGGAAUAUUGUGAAAGAUAACAGAACAGACAACCAAGGGAUCAUUUCCCCUAUGACCUUGUUUGUAUGAAAGAAUCCUUCCUCUUGAGUUGAUCAAACUUGAAAGUCAAGCUGCAGAACUUUUGGUACCUGAAUGAAGCAAUAGUGUGCAAUCAAAUAAUUUUACUUUUCCAUAAUAAAAAAAAACUUGAAAUAUUAUUCGUGCAAGAGUGACGGAUAAGACAGCCUGAGCUUGCUAGAUGUUCUGUAAGAUUUCCAGAUUUUGGUUAUAUUGAUUUUUCUGAGAUUACCUCACUUUUCAGUAAUCUAAUCAUUCAGUAAUUCUGAUUACUGUAUAUUUGUCCAAUAAGUCAAUGUACUGUCUUAAUGUACUGAAUCGGGAUGUUUUGCUUGAUAGGUUCUGUAAUUGUGAUUAUAGCAGAUGCAGAAUAAAGGCUCUAUAACUUUG
Molecule: messenger RNA, 4966 nt
Organism: Rhincodon typus (whale shark)
Lineage: Eukaryota; Metazoa; Chordata; Chondrichthyes; Orectolobiformes; Rhincodontidae
Gene: stub1
Product: STIP1 homology and U-Box containing protein 1
Exons: 8
Coding region: 334-1254 (306 amino acids)
Biological process (GO): proteasome-mediated ubiquitin-dependent protein catabolic process; protein quality control for misfolded or incompletely synthesized proteins; cellular response to misfolded protein
Cellular component (GO): Z disc; cytoplasm
Molecular function (GO): protein-folding chaperone binding; ubiquitin protein ligase activity
Source: RefSeq, a predicted model, not a curated record